GGCCUUCCAGCGGGAGGCGGAGCGAGCCCAAAAUGGCGGCUCUCAGGCUGGCGCGCUCCGUGCUGCUGGGGCUUUGAGGUGGUCGCCGGGGGUCCGGGGGACGAUUUCCCCGCCUCGAGGGCCCCAGACAAUGAGUUGGGGGCUCUGCUAACGUCACGCAGCGGGGCUGGAGAGAAGUGGCAGCAAGGGCUGCGGUGGCGUCCACGCAGCGGGAUGUGCGAGAGUUACUCCAGGUCGUUGUUGAGGGUCUCGGUGGCGCAGAUCUGCCAGGCGCUGGGCUGGGACUCGGUGCAGCUCAGCGCCUGCCAUCUCCUCACCGAUGUGCUGCAGCGCUAUCUGCAGCAGCUGGGCCGGGGCUGCCACCGGUACUCUGAACUCUAUGGCCGAACAGACCCAAUUUUGGAUGAUGUUGGUGAAGCUUUCCAGCUUAUGGGAGUUAGUCUCCAUGAACUAGAAGACUAUAUUCACAAUAUCGAACCCGUCACUUUCCCACAUCAAAUCCCUUCAUUUCCUGUUAGCAAGAACAAUGUACUCCAGUUUCCACAACCCGGAAGUAAAGAUGCAGAGGAAAGAAAAGAAUACAUUCCGGAUUACUUGCCACCCAUUGUGUCUUCUCAGGAAGAGGAAGAAGAAGAACAGGUACCCACUGAUGGGGGUACAUCGGCAGAAGCCAUGCAGGUUCCCCUGGAAGAAGAUGAUGAAUUGGAGGAGGAGGAAAUUAUUAAUGAUGAGAAUUUCUUGGGUAAGAGACCAUUGGACAGUCCUGAAGCUGAAGAGAUGCCUGCCAUGAAGCGACCGCGACUAUUAAGCACUAAAGGAGACAACCUAGACAUAGUAUUAUUGGAAGCUCGAGAACCACUCAGCUCAAUAAAUAUGCAGAAGAUUCCACCCAUGCUUUCUCCAGUCCAUGUACAGGACAGCGCUGACGUAGCACCUCCGUCACCUGAGCCCCCAAUGUUGGCUCCAGUAGCAAAAUCACAAAUUCCAACUGCAAAACCAUUAGAGACAAAGGCAUUCACACCUAAAACAAAGACCAAAACUACUUCUCCAGGACAGAAAACUAAAUCACCUAAAACUACCCCAUCACCAGCAAUAGUUGGAAGUCCUAUUCGGUCACCAAAAACUGUAUCCAAAGAAAAGAAAUCACCUGGACGUUCCAAGAGCCCCAAAAGUCCCAAGAGCCCCAAGACUACGACUCAUAUUCCCCAACUACCUGUCAGACCCGAAACACCAAAUAGGACUCCUUCAGCUACAAUAAAUGAAAAAAUUAAUAAAGAGACUGUCCCAGUGAAACAAACACAGACUCCUCUUGAUGCUGGGAAACUGAAUAAUGAGACUCAGCCAAAAAAGGCUGUUGUAACUGAUAAAACAAUUGAUGACUCUAUUAAUGCUGUGAUUGCACGAGCCUGUGCUGAGAGGGAGCCAGAUCCUUUUGAGUUUUCUUCGGGGUCAGAGUCUGAAGGAGACAUUUUUACCAGCCCUAAGAGAAUUUCAGGUUCGGAGUGUACCACUCCAAAAGCUUCCACUUCCUCAAACAAUUUCACAAAGUCAGGGUCCACUCCUCUGCCUCUUUCAGGUGGAACUCCAAGUUCUGAUAACUCAUGGACAAUGGAUGCCUCAAUAGAUGAGGUUGUUCGGAAGGCAAAACUGGCCACACCUUCCAGUGUGCCUGCCAACUUCCCUUACAUCUCUUCCCCAUCAGUUUCUCCUCCCACUCCCGAGCCUCUCCACAAAGUAUAUGAGGAGAAGACCAAGCUGCCUUCCUCUGUGGAGGUAAAGAAGAAGUUGAAAAAAGAGCUAAAGACUAAAUUGAAAAAGAAAGAAAAGCAGAGAGAUAAGGAGAGGGAAAAAGACAAAAGCAAAGAAAAAAACAAAGAGAAGGAUAAAGUGAAAGAGAAAGAAAAGGAAGCUGGCAAGGAAACGAAAUACCCAUGGAAGGAAUUCCUUAAAGAUGAAGAUUCGGAUCCCUAUAAGUUUAAAAUAAAAGAAUUUGAAGAUGUUGAUCCAAAAGUGAGAUUGAAAGAUGGAAUUGUGAGGAAGGAGAAGGAGAAGCAUAAAGAUAAGAAGAAAGAUAGGGAAAAGGGCAAAAAAGAUAAAGAGAAAAGAGAAAAAGAAAGAGCUAAAGAGAAAGGGCGAGAAGAUAAAAUGAAGACGCUACCAGCGCCGCUGGUGUUGCCCCCAAAGGACGCGGCUCUGCCCCUUUUCAGCCCUGCUGCCGCCGUGCGGGUCCCCUCCCUGCUGCCUGUCCCGUCCCCUGUGCUCCCGGAAAAGCUGUUUGAAGAGAAAGAGAAGCCGAAGGAGAAAGAAAGGAAAAAAGACAAAAAGGAGAAGAAAAAAAAGAAAGAGAAAGAAAAAGAAAAGGAGAAGAAAGAGAAGGAAAGAGAGAAAGAAAAGAAGGAGAAAGAGAAGAGAGAAAAAGAAAAGGAGAAACACAAGCAUGAAAAAAUAAAAGUGGAACCAGUUGUUCCAGCCCCAAGUCCAGUUAUCCCCAGAUUGACUCUGCGAGUUGGUGCUGGCCAAGACAAGAUUGUCAUCAGCAAAGUGGUGUCAGCCCCGGAGGCUAAACCAGCACCUUCUCUGAAUAGACCCAAGACACCGCCUCCCACACCAGCCGCAGUCCCUGUGCACAUGAACCCCACCCCACUGCCGCUGCCACUCCUGCCCCAGGCAGCAGCGUGCCCCGCUCUGAUGCCAUCUCUGGCUCCUGCCCUGGCGGCAGCAGGAAGCUCCAAGGCGCCCGUGCGGAGUGUGGUGACUGAGACUGUCAGCACUUACGUGAUCCGAGACGAGUGGGGAAAUCAGAUCUGGAUCUGUCCUGGGUGUAACAAACCUGAUGAUGGGAGUCCGAUGAUCGGCUGUGACGACUGUGACGACUGGUACCACUGGCCCUGCGUCGGGGUAAUGGCGGCACCACCAGAAGAGAUGCAGUGGUUCUGCCCGAAGUGUGCCAGCAAGAAGAAAGACAAAAAGCACAAGAAGAGGAAGCACCGAGCGCACUGACGUCAGGAGGACGGGCGGGCGGAGCAGCAGCUUGAGCUGGGCCUUCGUGUUCUUGCCCUCCCGGCAGGGGCGGUGGGCGCUCUGCCUCCCCAUGCCCGGUGGAUGAUGAGCCCGGAACAUAGGGACAGCACGGCCGCCCAGGGAAGCCAGGUGUCCCUGCAGAGCAGGCUGGCCCGUGGGGCCAAGGCCGCGGGAGGACAGAACCCCAGCAGGGGCGUGGUCUCGGGGCUGCCGGCCUCCGUUUUUCUAUUACCAGAGACGAGUAUUAUUAAUAAAGACCGUAUGUCUCCCCUUUUGACUUCCUGUAUUAUCUGCAAGGCCUUUUCAUUAAGGUGUUAGAUGAGAAGAUAAUGUAAACCGCCUUGAUUGUAAUUUAAAGAUGAUAUCAUUAAUCUGUAAAGUUUUCAACUCCUUCCCUCAAUAGUAAGAUAAUCAUAACAAAAGAAAACUCCAGCUGGAGGAGUACUGGUAAAUAUUUUUGUGAUGAGAAUAUAUGAAGCUCCCCCCCACCCUCGCCCUGUUUUUAGUACUAACAUGUAAAAUGUUCAGGCUUUUGUGAAAUACCUUAUAUUUUUUAAGAAAAAGGUUUCUAUCAUGUCCUGUUUGCUUCUGUGCAAAUUAUUUUUGUUUAUUCUAAUGUAUUUUAUACCUUCGUUGCAUUUUAAUUUUGCCCUUCUUUAAACUGCUGGAGUCUCUUCUCACUGCUUGUACAUUUCAUCAACUUGUAUAAAAACUUCAUACUAAAAAAUUUCCCUAAUGUAAAUAAUAAAUAUUUAUGAAGUAGUUAUUUUUAAAAUUUUUAUCGUGUUAAUUCUGGCUUUCUCUGAAAUCCCCCGUGAUUUCAGCCAUGUCUGUAAUUAGUGCUGUACAUAAGCAGAGGGGCUAGCGGACAGGAGCCAUGGUGCAGUCGUUCCCCUCGAGGGGUGUGGAGCUGUGCGGCACCCCGGCCCUUGCGGGGAGAGGACCCAGGGAGCUGGAAGGGACACAGGCAUCCCAAAUCCAGAGCUUAGGGUUUGGAAUUGUUUCCUUUGCAAUCUACUUUGUUUCUGUAAACCUUGACUUUUAUUAAAAGGACAUGUAGUUUCCAUGAAAGUUUUAAAAAAGCCCAUAACUGCAGCAUUUUGUGUUACAUUGUUUUAUGUCUACAAAUUUGUUCAUUGACAUUGUACUUUAAGGCUGAAAUGACAUAUGUUUUUAAGAAAACAUCAAAUUUCAGGGUAUCAUAAAAUUUUAUUAUAUUGCUGUACUGCCCACUAUUUAUUAUAUGUUAUAAGUAUCUGAAAGUAAAACAAAUAUUUUAUUUUUAAUGUAAAAACAUCAAAUUUAACUUUAUUAGCAUAUUUUAGCAUCUUGGAAUAAACAUGGAUUUCUAUCUGAUUUUGAAAUAAUCCCAGUUUGGCCCCACAUAAUGGAGAUCUCUAGUGCUAGAAUACGGGCUUUGAAUCUAAUACAAAUAUAUUAAUAGAAAGUAUGAUGGUUUUUUUUUUUUACUGCCAAGUCAACUGAUGUUAGCGUGUAACUUCAUCAUAUUUUAGAACUUACUAUUUGGUUACAGAAAUGUGUUUUUUUGCCAUAAAUGUGAAAUUGCAAAGGAGUGAAAUUGCAAAGGAGUAGACCUUUUAAAAAGUGCAGGUUAUCAUUGCCUUCCUUGUUCUAGAGGCCAGAAUUUUUGUGUCCCUGCAAAAACAAAAAGUAUGUUGAGAUAUGUGUUUUUUGUUUUAUUAAUUUGAGAUCAUUCAAAUACUUUAUACAAUAUUUUCACAAUCAUAGAUAUACCCAUUAAUGCUUUUUUGGAGAGGGACAAGGGGCGGGGGAAGUAUAAAAUAAAGAUUAUUGGCUAUUUCAUA
This is a messenger RNA of Cavia porcellus (domestic guinea pig), 4847 nucleotides long. RefSeq names its product TATA-box binding protein associated factor 3 (gene Taf3). The transcript is spliced from 7 exons. The record is from RefSeq and is a predicted model, not a curated record. Gene Ontology annotation, cellular component: transcription factor TFIID complex. Bases 214 to 3000 code for a protein of 928 amino acids. Gene Ontology annotation, molecular function: transcription factor binding; p53 binding; protein heterodimerization activity. NCBI's taxonomy places the organism in Eukaryota, Metazoa, Chordata, Mammalia, Rodentia, Caviidae. Gene Ontology annotation, biological process: positive regulation of transcription by RNA polymerase II.